GGGGGAGGAGCAGGAACGAGCCGGGCCGGGGGGCGGCUGCACAGUCUCCGGGAUCCCCAGGCCUGGAGGGGGGUCUGCGCGCGGCCGGCUGGCUCUGCCCCGCGUCCGGUCCCGAGCGGGCCUCCCUCGGGCCAGCCCGAUGUGACCGAGCCCAGCGGAGCCUGAGCAAGGAGCGGGUCCGUCGCGGAGCCGGAGGGCGGGAGGAACAUGACAUCGCGGAGAUGGUUUCACCCAAAUAUCACUGGCGUGGAGGCAGAAAACCUACUGUUGACAAGAGGAGUUGAUGGCAGUUUCUUGGCAAGGCCCAGUAAAAGUAACCCUGGAGACUUCACGCUUUCUGUUAGAAGAAAUGGAGCUGUCACCCACAUCAAGAUACAGAACACUGGUGAUUAUUAUGACCUGUACGGAGGGGAGAAGUUUGCCACCUUGGCUGAGUUGGUCCAGUAUUACAUGGAACACCAUGGGCAAUUAAAAGAGAAGAAUGGAGAUGUUAUUGAGCUUAAAUAUCCUCUGAACUGUGCAGACCCUACCUCUGAAAGGUGGUUCCAUGGACACCUUUCUGGGAAAGAAGCGGAGAAAUUACUAACUGAAAAAGGAAAGCACGGUAGCUUUCUUGUCCGAGAGAGCCAGAGCCACCCUGGAGAUUUCGUUCUCUCUGUGCGCACCGGUGACGACAAAGGGGAGAGCAAUGACGGCAAGUCUAAAGUGACCCAUGUCAUGAUUCGCUGUCAGGAACUGAAAUAUGAUGUUGGUGGAGGAGAACGGUUUGAUUCUUUGACAGACCUCGUGGAACAUUACAAGAAGAACCCAAUGGUAGAAACGUUGGGCACAGUACUGCAACUCAAACAGCCCCUCAACACAACUCGUAUUAAUGCUGCUGAAAUAGAAAGCAGAGUUCGAGAACUAAGCAAAUUAGCUGAGACCACAGAUAAAGUCAAACAAGGCUUUUGGGAAGAAUUUGAGACACUACAACAACAGGAGUGUAAACUUCUCUACAGCCGAAAAGAAGGUCAAAGGCAAGAAAAUAAAAACAAAAAUAGAUAUAAAAACAUCCUGCCCUUUGAUCAUACCAGGGUUGUCCUCCAUGACGGUGAUCCCAACGAGCCUGUUUCGGAUUACAUCAACGCAAAUAUCAUCAUGCCCGAAUUUGAAACCAAGUGCAACAAUUCAAAGCCCAAAAAGAGCUAUAUUGCCACACAAGGCUGCCUGCAAAACACGGUGAAUGACUUUUGGCGGAUGGUCUUCCAAGAGAACUCCCGCGUGAUUGUCAUGACAACCAAAGAAGUGGAGAGAGGAAAGAGUAAAUGUGUCAAAUACUGGCCAGAUGAGUAUUCCCUGAAAGAAUACGGGGUCAUGCGCGUUAGGAACGUCAAAGAAAGUGCUGCCCAUGACUAUACGUUAAGAGAACUUAAACUUUCCAAGGUUGGACAAGCUCUACUCCAGGGGAAUACGGAGAGAACCGUCUGGCAGUACCACUUUCGGACCUGGCCGGACCACGGAGUGCCCAGUGACCCCGGGGGCGUGCUGGACUUCUUGGAGGAGGUCCACCACAAGCAGGAGGGCAUCAUGGAUGCGGGGCCAGUCGUAGUGCACUGCAGUGCUGGAAUUGGCCGGACAGGGACAUUCAUUGUGAUUGAUAUCCUUAUUGACAUCAUCAGAGAGAAAGGUGUUGACUGUGACAUCGACGUUCCCAAAACCAUCCAGAUGGUGCGGUCUCAGAGGUCAGGGAUGGUCCAGACAGAAGCACAGUACCGAUUCAUCUAUAUGGCCGUCCAGCAUUAUAUUGAAACACUACAGCGCAGGAUCGAAGAAGAGCAGAAAAGCAAGAGGAAAGGGCACGAGUAUACAAAUAUUAAGUAUUCUCUAGCGGACCAGACCAGUGGCGAUCAGAGUCCCCUCCCGCCUUGUACCCCAACGCCACCCUGUGCAGAAAUGAGAGAAGAUAAUGCUAGAGUCUAUGAAAACGUGGGCCUGAUGCAGCAGCAGAAAAGUUUCAGAUGAGAAGACCUGCCAAAACUUCAGCACAGAAAUAGAUGUGGACUUUCACCCUCUCCCUAAAAAGAUCAAGAAUGGAUGCAAGAUAAAGUUUAUGUGAAGAAUGAAUUUGGAUUUGGAAGGCUUGCAUUGUGUGUUAAUAAGCAAAUUUUGAAACCAUGUAAAGACCUGUAUUUUCACUCAACAGUACCUGAUUUCCAAUUACUCAUUUCCUCAGAUAAGAAAUCAUCUCUACAAUGUAGACAGUGUUAUAGAUUUUAUAGAAUUUUGUUUUAAAUUGAGGAAACAGUUAAAUUGUGCUCUAUGUUUUGCCAAUUAUGGAUUCAAAUUCUAGGUAUGGGCAGUUUUUCUUUUUAUAACCUUAACCCAUUUAAUUUGUUUUCUCUUUGUGGGGGAUGAUAGGACACUUGUAAGAAAAAAUGAUUUGGGAAAAUUAAGUAACAACAUCCCAGAGAAGUGAGAACAGUUUCAUUUAGUAUCACUUAUCCAGUAGUGGAUAAUCCAUUUUGACAGCUUCUUUUUUUGGCUAAAUGAUAAUUAAGCCAGGGCCUGAGACUGUCAGAUGCUGUCUACCUUUGCAUUACCAUUAAAGAAUCAUGGGGAAAAAAAAAAUCAUAAAAUUUUUAUGAAUUAGCAUAAAGAGGUGUGUUUUCUUCUUAGCAGUUGACCAAUUACCAUUCAGCUGUUGAGUGAGAAGGUUGUGGUGGGAAAAUGUUUGCCAUAUUUUCUUUGCAUUUGAGUAAUUGUCUUGUAUUUAGAAAAAAGGCAUCUGUGGAUGACUAGUGUUUUUGGUUGUCAAAUGUUGCUGACAAAUCACCCCCAAAUUUUUAAAUGACCCCUCCCCACACCCGUCUGUUCUUUCUGAGCUGGGCUCAGCUGAGCUGUUCUUCUGCUGACCUUGCCGGCGGUCACUCAUGUGGUCAGCAGGUUGGCAGAAACUCUGGGAUGGCUGGGCUUCUUUCUCCGUGUGCAGCCCUCAGGGUCUCUCCUCCUCUGUGUGGUCUCACUAGCAGGGUCCCUAGACCCCCUAUGUGCAGCUCAGAGCUGCCAAGAGCUUGAAAGCAGAAGCAGCCAGGCCUCCUUAAGACUUAAGUCCAGAACUGUCGCAGCAUCCCUUCUACUGCCCCCUAGUGAUGAAACGAGUCAGGAGCCCAGCCCAGAUUCAAGAAGAGGGCAUGCAGUAGAGGUGCAGUUCACUGGGGGGCCGCCAGUCUGACAGACUGUGACAGCCAGGGCUAUGGAAAACCAACUAUAUUAGCAAAAGUAGAAACUGCUAGUGACCUUGGGAAGCUGAAGCUGCUUACACUAGCUGGUAUAAGCUGAAAGUCAGACUGAGGAAUAAAGAGAGGGCCUUCUAGAAGCUUCAUGAACCAAUUCUGCCAGCUCUGAGCAUAUUUUCUGAACCAGCACUUGGGAAAACUGGUCUUGUAAGGAUAGACGUGUUUAGGGUUUUGAGAGCGGAACCACCCCAUCAUUGGGGCACCCCCAGACUGUGGGGAAUGUGACGCUUUCUUGAUGCUACUGGUUUCUAGUCAGACCACAGUGAGAAGGAGCAGUCGUGACUGGCUUCCAGCCAGAUUGAAUUAGCUCAUUUUUGUUUUAGCCAAGCAGUAAGAUUUGCUAAUGUUCUACCUUAAGUGCCUUCUCCAAAGACACCCCUCUUUGCCUCAUGUGUUGAAUCACCACUCAGUGAGUAUAUUUCAAUGAAAAUAUCCUGGGUUGACUUUUGUAAUGACGAUAAAGUGCUACAGCCACUUUGCCAUGACGUUGGGAUCUCCUCAGAUUCUUCUGGCUCCUCAAAAGAAGGCCUAGAUCCAGCCCUGGCAGUAAUUCCUUUCUGAGGUCUUUCAGUGUCUUGAAACCCUGAGGUCGUUUGGGAGCUCAGUGGCUGCCAUGCUCACAGAUAGAAUGUCCGCUGAUGCCUCCACGCCUGCCCCAAGACCCAUUGGACUUACAGUUGCUUCAGAACACAGGUGUGGCCCGGAGAGUACCUUCUUAGGGGAGUGCCAUGACUGCUGUUUUCCUGGCAGGGCUGUCAAGAAACAGAUUCCAGUUCAGUAUUUGCAAAAAGGAUCUUGAAUCCUGUUCUUUUUAUUGCAUUAUCACAUUGAACCGUUCUCCAUUUUGCUUCAAAUUUGUGAUAAUGUCUUGACUUCACUUUGGGGACAACGUCUUUCACCAGCAUACAAGGGGUUUGGUUGUACAGAUAUAUCCGCUGCAUUAACGUCUCUGCCUGUAGCUGAAAAUCAGUUGUUUUUGCACGUGGGAUGGAAGUACCUGAUCGUGGUCAGCUUUGUUCUAGGACAUUGAUUUCAUUUAGAUUUCCCUCCAUGAGGUCAGCAAGCUGUCAUGCUGUCAUAUAAACUUAAUGCCCAGGACAAGAUUCAUAUGACAGUCCCUUGGUUGCUAAGGUUUGUCGUGUGUUUGGUAAAAGGUGAUUGCAGGUUCUCAGAUGAGGUUACUUUACUUGGAAUGGAAUCAGGCAGAAGGGCUGGGAUGGUGUGGGGGGGAGCUUGAGGUUUAAAAAAAAUAGUGGAAAGGAAAGUUCCAAAGAGGUGGUGUCUGAGGAAGUCAAGGGGCCCAGGGCCGGAGCAGUCAGUACUGGGUGAAUCAGGUUACCUGGAAAAUAGGUGCGAAGGUACACAUAUGCAGUCUACUUUUAGGUUGCUGGUAGACAUUAAAUAUGCACAAUGUUCCAUAUAGCUGGCUGAGUAUUUUUAAAUUAUAAGCAUAGGGUUUUAUAUUUGGGGUGCAGGAAUUAUCUGGCAUGCAGUUAUUGGGGCUAAAAAAAAUAAAAGCCAAAUUUCAGAGUCUUAAUAGCUUUUUUUAAAAAAAUAAAUAAAUAAAAAGGCACCUCGUGUCCAGCGUGUGGCCCUUCUGACACUUACGGUCCUCUCUCCAUGGAAAUCAGUGACUUUUCAAAUGCGGCUAAGUGGGGAUGAGGAAACGUAGGUAGGACUUUCUUGGUGUCUGCGUUCUUUAUGGGGCCCAGUUGCUUUGGAACAGCCAAGAAAAUGGUCAAGAUUAUUUUUAGGGGAUUCUUUUACUGGGGGUUUUAAGAACUUAAUAUGACAUCUUGGGUUAUUUCUAGUUCAGGGGAAUGUGAAAAGGUAUGCAAUUGUGAAGUGUUUUGUUGUAGAUUAGUAUCUAUAAGGGAAACUUAGACUGUAGACAUAAAUAUAAGCCCAGUGCAGUUUUUAUUUUCUGUAUGUUGUUGGGAGAAUAAAGUUUUCUAUAUAGCAAGCACACGGCCUCCCCAAUUGCAAGACGCCUUCUUAGAGUCUGUAUUAGCCCUUAAUUUUGUUGAAAUCUCUUUCCUUCUUCCUCUUGAAGAAUAAGUUCCAAAAUAUAGUUUGUUGUAUCUUCCAUCACUAAAAAGUUUAUUCCUUUUUUCACUAUGGGCAGUUCACACAAGGCAAGCAUAUUAAAACAGUUGGUUUUAGUGUAUUGUAUAACUUUGCUGUAUCUCAAACUAAUUUUUACCAGUUUUUAUCCUAAACCUCCAAUCAUGUAAUUAAUAAUUUGCCUGUUUAUUUAUGACCUAAUUGUGAUUCUUUUAUUAAUAAAAGCUAAUGGAAAAGGAUUCUUUAUUAAGCAGAUGACUAGACCUACAAUUAAUUUUCCUGCAGUAUAUGAAGAAGUAUUGUACCAGAGUAUUAAAAGAUAUGUAAUAUUUUAUUGAUAAAUCUAUCCUUUAAAAGGAAUACGUUUUAGGAUGUCAUCAUUUUGAUGUGAAUCAUGUAAAUGUUGAUAAUAUGCUGUUUAUUAUACAUUUAGUGUUUCAAGAGAUUCACGUAAUUGCCUCUUUGCCCACAUAUAUUAUGUAGUCUCUUUGCAAUUGUUUUUUAAAAAAAAUGACAUUAAAAGAAUAGUUUAUGUAGAGAAACAUUAGUGGAUGUUAAUUGUCUCCCCACCUGUAUUUAUGGGUGUGUUAGUUCAACUGCUUUGCUAGUUGCAAAGCCAUAUUAUCAGAAGAAAAGUGUAUUUGUAAACUGUAUGGGAACUAAAAAUUAGGAAUAAAACCAUUUUCUUAUAUUA
Messenger RNA from Microcebus murinus (gray mouse lemur), 6033 nucleotides. The record is from RefSeq and is a predicted model, not a curated record. NCBI's taxonomy places the organism in Eukaryota, Metazoa, Chordata, Mammalia, Primates, Cheirogaleidae.